Messenger RNA from Lotus japonicus, 2066 nucleotides. RefSeq names its product calcium-dependent protein kinase 26-like. Gene Ontology annotation, cellular component: nucleus; cytoplasm. Gene Ontology annotation, biological process: protein autophosphorylation; peptidyl-serine phosphorylation; intracellular signal transduction. Gene Ontology annotation, molecular function: ATP binding; calcium-dependent protein serine/threonine kinase activity; calcium/calmodulin-dependent protein kinase activity. Lineage: Eukaryota; Viridiplantae; Streptophyta; Magnoliopsida; Fabales; Fabaceae. Bases 5 to 1816 code for a protein of 603 amino acids. The record is from RefSeq and is a predicted model, not a curated record. The transcript has 7 exons.
UGAAAUGGGAAACAAUUGCUUUGGGUGGAGAGUCUGGAACGAUGAUGAUGAACUAUUUCCCUCUGCUUUUCCAGGUUCAUUUUGGUGGUCACAGCCAAUGAGGGGAAUGAAAAUUUCCUCUGCACCUUCACAUGUGAGUGAAAAUCCAAACACAAAUGCUGCAGAAACUGUUCAACAGAAUGCACCAGACACAGUUCAACCCAGUAAACAGGACAAAGAUACUAGUAAGCCUUCUGAGCAAGAGCAACAAAUAAGGUUGAAGGAAGAGGAAACAAGGCCAACACCAACAACGAGACAAAGGGAUGUUUUUGUUAAGAGGGUAGGAGUAGUAGCAAGUGCUGGACUUCAAGCUGAUUCAGUUUUGCUGAGAAAAACUUGUCAUCUGAAAGAGCACUAUAAUUUGGGACCUGAGAUUGGGAAUGGACAAUAUGGAACAACUUUCCGUUGCUUGGAGAAAGCUACCGGGAAAAACUACGCGUGCAAGUCCAUUCCCAAGGUAAAAUUGCUAACACGUGAUGAUGUUAAGGAUGUGAGGAAGGAGAUUCAGAUAAUGCACCACUUAGCGGGGAUGAGUCCCAAUUUGAUAUCUAUUAAAGGGGCUUAUGAAGAUGCUGUUGCAGUUCAUCUUGUCAUGGAAUUAUGUGAAGGGGGUGAGCUGUUUGAUAGGAUUAUUGAAAAGGGGCAUUACGCAGAAAGAAAGGCUGCAAAACUUGCAAGGACUAUAGUUAGUGUUGUAGAUAAUUGCCACUCUCUUGGAGUAAUGCAUCGUGAUCUUAAGCCUGAGAAUUUUCUUUUUGUUGAUGGACAUGAAGAUUCCACCCUUAAGGCAAUAGAUUUUGGGAUGUCAGUUUUCUUCAAACCAGGAGAUAUUUUUAGUGACGUGGUAGGAAGUCCUUGUUAUAUUGCACCUGAAGUUCUACGCAGGCGUUAUGGUCCAGAAGCUGAUGUCUGGAGUACAGGUGUAAUCAUAUACAUUCUCUUAUGCGGAACACUUCCAUUUUGGGGUGAAUCGGAGCAAGAGAUAUUUGAGGAGAUUUUGCAUGGUUAUCUUGAUUUCUCUUCAGAUCCUUGGCCCAAUAUCUCUGAAAGUGCAAAAGACUUGGUUAGGAAGAUGCUUGUUAGAGAUCCUAAAAAACGGAUUACAGCACAAGAAGUUCUUCGCCAUCCUUGGAUUCAGGCUUAUGGAGUUGCUCAAGACAAGCCUCUUGAUUCUGUAGUUUUGAGUCACCUGAAGCAAUUCUCUGCAAUGAACAAGCUUAAGAAAAUGGUUCUUAGAGUUAUUGCAGCAAAUCUCUCUAAAGAAGAAAUUUUUGGUUUGAAAGAAAUGUUUAAGAUGAUAGACACAGACAAUAGUAGUCAAAUUACCUUUGAAAAACUCAAGGUUGGACUGAAAACAUUUGGUGCUACUCUCAGUGAAUCCGAAAUUUUCGAUCUAAUGCAAGCUGCAGAUGUUGAUAAUAAUGGCACAGUUGACUAUGAAGAAUUCAUGGCAGCGACGUUGCAUUUAAACAAACUUUAUAGGGAAGAUCAUUUAGCUGCAGCUUUCUCAUAUUUUGAUAAAUAUGGAAGUGGCUACAUCACUCAAGAUGAGCUUCAAAAAGCUUGUGCAGAAUUCGGCAUGGAGGAUGUUCUCUUGGAGGAAUUGAUCCGAGAAGCUGAUCAGAAUAAUGAUGGCCGAAUAGACUACAAUGAAUUUGUGGCUAUGAUGCAGAGAGGCAAUGCAGAUUUAGGUAGUAGUAAGCAUGGUGUAAAGGGUAGCACUAGCACUAGUUUUAGCAUUGGAUUUAGUGAGGCAGUGGAACUAUCAGUAUGUUAAGAAAAAUUGGAUAUAUUUUUCUUGAUUUUGGUAACUUGGCACAUCCUCAUUGGUGUGGUGAAGCACGGGGUUUGGCGAGUCAAAAUUUGACCCGUUCACUGCAAUUAAGAGACCUCAUAUGAAGAUUGGACAAUUCCAAUUUUAUUGAUAAAUCAUAUGUAAAGCAUGUUCUCAGAAUUUAAGCCGUGCGAUUUUCAUCCAAUAAUAACCUAGAUUUCUUGAUUAGAGUGAUUGUACCAAAAAUUGAUUG